Molecule: messenger RNA, 2020 nt
Organism: Rosa chinensis
Lineage: Eukaryota; Viridiplantae; Streptophyta; Magnoliopsida; Rosales; Rosaceae
Exons: 7
Coding region: 1-1044 (347 amino acids)
Biological process (GO): proteolysis
Molecular function (GO): aminopeptidase activity; zinc ion binding
Source: RefSeq, a predicted model, not a curated record
AUGGCCUCAUACACAGCGGCAAACCCCGGGCGAAGAAUUGAAGCCUUUUCAUCCACCGUCGGUGGACGCAGUUUAACCGCGCCGGGCAACCGAAACAUCCGCUUUAUCCGGUUGACAUUGGCAACGGUCAUCCGCCCUCCCGCCUCGUCAACAGGAAUCCCAUCCGGAAGAACCCAUGCCGAUUCGGUAUCCUCCCCUGUCGCAUCUCCCCCGUCAGCGGAGCCACUCGCAGCGCUGUUACUUGCCAACCGCUCCUCACGCCUAUUCUUAGCAGCGGCGGCUUCCCUGGCCCUAGAACUCUCGGGGCGCGAAGCACGACCCAUUACUACUUCCCAGGAAGAAUUCUUGUACAUCUCAACAUUGGAUAAUUUGAUCCUCAUCGAACUUCUCCUCCUUCUCUCUCAGCUGUCACUGAAAGACGAGGCGAAGAAGCGUCUGCAAAGCGCGGGGUACGAGCAGAUUUUGGAGAGAGAGGAUUGGAAAUUGGAGGCUGGUAAAAAGUACUACUUCACCAGGAACUACUCCACCAUUGUGGCUUUUGCAAUUGGUAAAAAAUUUGUUGCCGGAAAUGGAUUCCAUAUAGUUGGUGCUCAUACUGAUAGUCCUUGUCUCAAAUUGAAGCCUGUUUCCAAGGUAGCUAAGGGUGGGUACUUGGAAGUGGGAGUCCAAACAUAUGGAGGUGGCUUGUGGCAUACCUGGUUCGACCGUGACUUGAUAAUUGCAGGAAGGGUGAUGGUAAGAGAAGAGAAAGAUGGUGUUGUUUCUUACUCGCAUAGACUUGUCCGGAUUGAGAAGCCCAUCAUGCGGAUUCCUACUCUGGCAAUUCACCUGGACAGGGAUGUUAGAGAGGCAUUUAAAGUGAAUGCACAGAGUCACCUUCUUCCUGUCUUGGCAACAACAGUCAAGACAAAGUUUGUCUUUGAAUGCUUGGGUUCAAGUACCACCAUGUCAUUGUUUUUCGGUCUGACUAUACUACCAUGUCAUUAUGUCUUAUUUUUUGUAAGAGGGGAGGGCUAUGUUGAUUCUGCAAACUUAAGAGGCUAGGCUGCUGAAGGCUUAUGGAGAGCUUCCAGGGAACACGUCUUAACAACGAUAUUACUGGGGGUCUUGAAGAUAAAAAUGAAGGUGGUGCUAAUGACUACACACUGAUUGAAAAUAUAUAUAUAUACAGAUCCUAUCCAGAGCGAUGCCUCGCUCUGAAAGGUUUAGGGUCACUUUUGGGUCGCAUUUCCACAUCUCGACCUUUCAGUUUUUAGCUACUAAUGUAUAGAUCAUCUCUGCCAAAUUUCAACCAAAUUGAUGGUCGUUAAAGCAUUGAUAACUGCGUUAAAGGUAGUACGGUUCAGGUUAGACAGAUUCAGUUUGUCCACUGGUUUAAGGGAGUUAGAUACCUUAAAGAUCAUCAAUUUGGUGAAAUUUUGCAUAGAUGAUCUAUACAUUAGUACCUAAAAACUGAACGGUCGAGAUGUGGAUAUGAGACCCAAAAGUGACCAUAAACCCUAACCUCGCUCUGGAUAAAAUCUAUAUAUAUAUAUAUAUAUAUAUGUAUGUAUAUAUAUAUAUAUAGUGCGAAAUCAUAUGAGCCAUUGGAUGUAAGUUUGGCACGUGUCAGUUUGGUGUUAAAGGUUAGGUAGGUUAGGCAGAUUAGAAGGUUAGGAGAGGAUCCUCUCCCUUAUUGCUACUAUGGCUCUUCAUAACUACAUAAGAAGAUAUGCUCAACGAGAUAUUGAUUUUGAUGAAAGAGGAAAAUACUCAAGUGAAGAGACUAGUGACGAAAUGGAGGAUAAUGAACAUGAUGGAGAUGGUCCGGGAAGACAAGAAAUGGAGGUGUUAAGAAAUGCAAUUGCUCAAAGUCUAAUGAAUGCAUCUACUUAGCAUUUAGUUGCAAAUUUCAAGUGACUUUAAUAUAUUUUGUAUAAUGGUUCCCGUUAAACUAUGGUCGGGAAAUUAAUCCAAAUAUUCUAGACUUAUUUUGUGUAAUAAUAAAACAUAAUAUGCAUAUUGAAGGGUUUAAAGUAAA